This is a messenger RNA of Pelobates fuscus (common spadefoot toad), 4061 nucleotides long. It is a transcript of the gene EPC2, whose product is annotated as enhancer of polycomb homolog 2. NCBI's taxonomy places the organism in Eukaryota, Metazoa, Chordata, Amphibia, Anura, Pelobatidae. The transcript is spliced from 14 exons. Gene Ontology annotation, cellular component: piccolo histone acetyltransferase complex; NuA4 histone acetyltransferase complex. Bases 234 to 2651 code for a protein of 805 amino acids. The record is from RefSeq and is a predicted model, not a curated record. Gene Ontology annotation, biological process: regulation of transcription by RNA polymerase II.
GGCUGCUGGGAUCGCUCGCCGCCUUGGUAAUGUCCGCCAUGUUUGCCAUGGCGCAGGGAGCGGAUCGAGCCGACGAAUCCCGGAUCUAGGCACGAAGCGCCGCCCGCCGGACCCCGAGCCUUCCGCCCCUCACCGAGCCCCGGGGGGCCCCCCCAUGAGUCCGCUGGGGGAGUGCGAGUGACGGAGCGCGGGGUUCGCCAGCCCGGGUGGGGACAGUCUGUGGAGAGGCGGCCAUGAGCAAACUCUCCUUCCGAGCGCGGGCGCUAGACGCCGCCAAACCGCUGCCCAUCUACCGCGGCAACGACAUGCCCGACCUCAACGACUGCGUCUCCAUCAACCGGGCCGUGCCGCAGAUGCCGACGGGGAUGGAGAAGGAAGAGGAAUCGGAACAUCAUUUACAACGAGCUAUCUCAGCACAGCAAGUUUUUAGAGAAAAGAAAGAAAGCAUGGUUAUCCCAGUUCCCGAGGCUGAGAGCAAUGUACUUUACUACAGUCGUCUGUAUAAGGGAGAAUUUAAACAGCCCAAGCAGUUCAUUCACAUUCAACCUUUUAAUCUGGACAAUGAACAACCAGAUUAUGAUAUGGACUCUGAAGAUGAGACAUUGCUUAACAGACUAAAUAGGAAAAUGGAAAUUAAGCCACUGCAAUUUGAAACUAUGAUUGACAGGCUGGAGAAGGCAAGCUCUAAUCAGCUUGUUACUCUCCAAGAAGCAAAGCUGCUACUAAAUGAAGACGAUUACCUUAUCAAAUCUGUAUAUGACUACUGGGUAAGGAAGCGUAAGAACUGCAGGGGGCCAUCCCUUAUUCCUCAAAUCAAGCAAGAGAAAAGAGAUGGCUCUACAAACAGCGACCCCUACGUUGCCUUCAGGAGGAGGACAGAGAAAAUGCAAACACGGAAGAAUCGCAAGAAUGAUGAGGCCUCGUAUGAAAAGAUGUUAAAGUUAAGAAGGGAGUUUAGCCGAGCCAUAACCAUUUUGGAAAUGAUCAAAAGAAGAGAAAAGACGAAACGGGAGUUAUUACACCUAACGUUGGAAGUGGUAGAAAAAAGGUAUAACUUAGGUGACUUUGGAGGGGAGAUCUUGAAUGAGAUUAAAAUUCCAAAAGUUGAAAAAGAAGUUCACGCCAUUCCAGCAUCUCUUCAUAAUGGGAACCACCAUAAAGUACCAGAGUGCAAAGCAAAGAAUAUACAUCAUCCAUUGGUAAAAGAAGAAGUUUUAGAAACUGUCCGUGUAAAAAAGAAAUAUCCAAAGAAGCCAAAAUCAGACACUCUCAGCACGCCUCAGCCCAAACCCACCUCAGAGCCCUUGCCAGACAUUAGCAAGAGUGACAUCAAACAAUAUGACUUCCAAAGCUCUGAUGACGAAGAGUUCCCACAGGUACCCUCCCCAGUAUCCGAAAUGGAAGAAGAUAGUGAUCCUGAUGGACCCUAUGCUUUUAGAAGGAAAACUGGAUGCCAGUAUUAUGCCCCUCGUUUGGACCAAAUCAGUGACCCUUCAGAAAAUACAGAAAUGUCUGGAUUGGCUGGGUCUCGGUAUAGGCACUGCCUUACAACUCUUACAGUCCCAAGACAGUGCAUAGGCUUUGCAAGGAGGCGACUAGGCCGUGGUGGACGGGUUAUAAUGGACAGACUAUCUACGGAACAUGACUCUGUUCUAAAGCAGCUUGACCCGGAUAUGUUGUCUAGUUCUCCAAGCUCUUCCCAAGUUGCACAGUCCCCUCCUAAUCUGUCAAGGACCAAUGCUUCCGAUAAACAUUGUGAAAACAGACUUUCUCUUUCUGAGAUCUUAAGCAAUAUUCGAUCGCGUCGACUGCAGUGUUUUCAGCCAAGGCCGCUACAUUCUCAAGACAGCGAUGGAGAAGAAUGUACCUCAAGGAUAGUAGGACAAGCUGUGAAUAUUAAGAGAGUUUCUACAGCUUUAUUGAACACCAGCAAAAAUGGCUUGACGGUCACAGGGGGCAUCACAGAGGAACAGUUCCAGACGCAUCAACAGCAAUUGGUUCAAAUGCAGAGGCAGCAAUUGGCUCAAAUGCAGCAGAAGCAGCAGUCUCAACAGUGCUCUCAACAGACGCAUCCAAAAGCACAGGGCUCUGUUAAUUCUAACUGCAUGUCCAAGACGCUUGACUCGGCAAGUGCCCAUUUUGCUGCAUCUGCUGUGGUUAACUCCCCAACUCCUGGCUGCAGCGAAAUAACCAAGGAUCAAAAUACAGGCCACAGCAACCUGAAUGGUGUUGUACAACCUUCAGGGACCGCUAAAACGCUGUACUCCACAAACAUGGCUUUAUCAUCCAGCCCAGGGAUUUCAGCAGUUCAGCUUGUAAGGACAGUUGGACACCCAACCACUAACCACUUAAUUCCAACAUUGUGCACAAGCAACUCUCAAACCCUUCCUAUGAGUAAUUCUUGCCUACCCACCACCGUUCACCUCAACAAUGUCAGUGUUGUGUCACCUGUCAAUGUGCAUAUCAAUACAAGGACUUCAGCACCAUCGCCAACAGCCUUAAAACUUGCCACAGUUGCUGCCAGCAUGGAUAGAGUGCCAAAGGUUACUCCAAGCAGUGCGAUCAGCAGCAUAGCAAGAGAUAACCAUGAACCAGAAAGAUUGGGUUUAAAUGGAAUUGCAGACACAACAGUGGCUAUGGAAGUGACAUAACCUUUUAAAACAGUGGACUUUUGGCCUGACGUUUGUAGGCAUUUUCUUUCCAACUACAUGCAGAUUGCAGCGCCCUGCAGAUGGCAGUGCGCUAACACGGACCUAAAUGGACUAUCAGUAUAUUGGAAGUUAACACGAUAUACCUUGUACAUUUUGUAAAAAUGGAGAAAAUCACUACCUUGUAAAAUAGUUUAUUUGUAUCAUCAAUAUUCUUUCUGUUACUUGAAUAGUAGAUAUUCAUCUUCAUCAUGCUUUUGCACUUGAAUUUGCAACUGAAUGGAUAUAAAAAAAAUAAUAAAAAAUCUUUAAUGGGAUCAUGAGCAUGAAUUGGGAUCCUGCAUCACUUGUUUUAACUAUUUAUUUUGCCAUGUUUACAUUUUGUAUAUUGUACAAAUAAAUCCAACUUUGUGUCUAAAAAAAACAAAACAAAAAAAAAAAAACAACAAAAAAAGAAAAAACAAAAUGUUAAAGAUUCAUAGCUAGGAAAUUAAAUUCUUGUAAUUUUUUUCUAAAGAAAAUGUAAAGUUUUCACUCGGUUCAUUUUGUUUCACAAUUUGACGAUCUGGACCUUUUGGUAACUAUUUUAGUGGCAUUUCACUGUCAAAUAUGAAGUUCAAGGCAAAAUAGUAUUUUCUAUUACUGUGCAGGGGUAAGGGAUGGAUCGAUAAUACAAAAUUUAAUGUAGUGACUCACUUUUCCAUAUAUUUUGAAUGUAUAUUUCUAUUUAUAAUACCAGUUUCUAAGAGUUAAUUAAACAAAAGUCUAUGGAACGUGGAAAAUUAAUGUAUCUAGCGCACAAAGUGUGCAGACGUGGUUUUUUUUCCAGCCAUUUACAUUUUAUCAUAAAUUGCAUAUUUUAUCCAGCUUCAAAACCUUAACACCCAAAGUAAAGAUUAUUUUACCAUUUAUGUAUUGCAUUAUAUACCAUUGCAAUAAUUAUUGGGCUUCUAAAUAUCGAGCCAUCCCUGGUGAAGGGGGGUGGGAGGGAAGGGACUGUGGCAAGAUUGACUUAUCAAUUUGAGAGUUUUUCCUGUAGCUACAAGGCAAGUAACGGGUUUGAAAUGGUCUGACUGCAAUUGUUGGAAACCUUCGUAGUGUUUAGUGGUUACAUUUUAUUUUUUUCCUUUUUUUAUUUUUUUUAUUUUGUUUUAUAUUUUUUAUACUGUUAUUGUAAAUUAGGUAUGUGUAGUGUUGUUUAUCAGAAUGUUCGUUAAUGCACUAGCUCAGACAACUUUCCCUGUUACUUGUUCUUGAUAAGUGAAAACUGCAGGGAAAUAAAAUACAUAUCAAAACAUUAAUGCCUUGCGCAAAUGUGUUUUUUGCACAGUGUGCAAAGUUUGUAACGAUGAUUACUAUAUGUCAGAUAAAGUCCAGCCAAUAAUAAAUGGUUCUCAGACACAACUAAAUGAA